UCUAUCUAACGGAGUUGGCGUGUUGCUGAAACCAGCACCACUGUGUGCGUAAAGCAGCACACCACAGGAGAGAGAGAGAGAGAGAGUUACAAAACGAGUGUGUGACGAAGCCAUUUCACCAUUUUCACUUCUCUCACCAAGUCACCAAGCAACGAAACCGAGAUCAAGGAGCAUUGCAUUUUCAGCUUCUGUUGCAAUCGACGCAGCUGCCGGAUUUCUCUGCCUCGAUUCCCGCAUUUGCGUCGCGUUUAGCAGGUUAACAAUUUAGGAGUAGCUGUCUCGUGUUAGUUAUCUUCAAGUUUUAUUGAUGAAUCUGUGAAUAUUAAAUUUGUACUAGUUGUGUUGUCUGGCUGAAAGGAUCCAAAAUGAGUUGGAAUCCACACAUGGAAAUCCACCAUUACAAUAACAUCAGCUAUCCCUAUAGUACAGCAGGAAGCUUUAUUGAAUAUUUCGAAGGUCUCACAUAUGAACAUGUCAAUUUCAUCUUUUCUGGUGCAUCACAUGCUCAGGAAAGUUCAUACCCUUCAACUACAAGCUUUUAUAAGUUUGGACUUUCUGAACCUGACAGCACUUCAUACUAUCGUUAUAAUCAUGGUUAUGAUGUAAAUCAUCAUCAUGAACCACUGGUUGACGAAUAUAGGAGGCCUUUGGAAAACUCAACGACUGUCAAUGAGCAUACUGCAGCUGUAAAUACAGAAUGGGGAGAAGGGGUAAACAAUACCACACGAGACAAUUCUAUUGAGUGUCCACGAAGACAUCAUAGUAAUUCCAAUGAUUAUCAGGUUGUUUGGCAAGACAGUAUUGAUCCUGACAACAUGACCUACGAGGAACUACUUGAAUUAGGUGAAGCUGUUGGAACCCAAAGCCGUGGUCUUACCCAAGAGCAGAUUUCGAUGCUUCCAGUUUCAAAGUACAAGUGUGGGUUCUUCUCAAGGAAGAAGUCGAAGGAUGAGAGGUGUGUGAUUUGCCAGAUGGAGUAUAAAAGAGGGGACAAGCGGAUCACUUUGCCUUGUAAACAUCUCUAUCAUGCUAGUUGCGGGGCCAGAUGGCUUAGCAUCAAUAAGGCUUGUCCUAUAUGUUACAGGGAAGUGUUUUAGCCAACAGAAAUAACCUCGGACAAAUUUGUAGAAGUAACCUGCAUAUGAUUCUAUUCUCCUUUAGUCUGGGGUCUUUCAUAGAAAUACAUUUAUUUGUUUCCUUUUUUCCUUAGUGAGACGAAUCAUUACUUGGUUUAGGGGGAAAAAAAUGCAAAGAUAGCUUUGGCGUGGGUCAUAAUCCCAAAGUUUUAUAAAAUAUUAUGGGACGAUUGACAAUUUGACAUGCAUCGUGUUGUAUUGGAUAACCUGGAUUUUAUGGUUUGUUUUUGUAUAACU
This is a messenger RNA of Arachis duranensis, 1373 nucleotides long. Its product is annotated as E3 ubiquitin-protein ligase BIG BROTHER. Gene Ontology annotation, biological process: protein ubiquitination; negative regulation of organ growth. The transcript is spliced from 10 exons. Gene Ontology annotation, molecular function: ubiquitin conjugating enzyme binding; ubiquitin-protein transferase activity. The coding region runs from base 366 to 1097 and encodes 243 amino acids. The record is from RefSeq and is a predicted model, not a curated record. Lineage: Eukaryota; Viridiplantae; Streptophyta; Magnoliopsida; Fabales; Fabaceae.